AUGUCGGCAGGUAAUAUAAAUAAAAAAGUAAUCACUAGAGCAAACACUAUUGGAGCUAAUGACGUUCAAAUACAUCAAAAUGGGUAUAAAGUAACAAAUAAUCGCUCAGGAUAUCCAUCUGGAAAUUUAACUGAUGCACUUUCAUAUUAUCCGACUUCUACUAGAUAUGAUUCUCCUAAGCGAACUUCCUUAGAAGACAGAAUUGCUUGGCAAAGUAGUAGAUCACCGACUAGCUCAACAGAAACAUCUAGUUUAAAAUCGCAAUCUCUUAAUAUUGCGGAGAGAAAACAAUUUCAAAAUCAAUUACAACAAGAAUACUUUAAGCAACAGCAGUAUGACCAAAGAAAUGGAAAUAUUAUGAAUGAAAGUAAAGGGUAUGAAAAACAAACUGUAGAAAAUAACAUUAAGCGAAAAGAACAAUUGGUUGAACCUUCAGGAAUGUUGGUUUCCGAAUCUGGGUCUCAUUCUUUACCAUCUGGUGUAGAUACAGUAGAGCAAUCACAACAAGAAAAAUCUCUAAAGGAAAGGUUAUUAUCAGCCCAAAGACGAAAAAAGAAGUACCACUUAGUGGCAUCAAUGUCAGGAUUAUUACAAAAAGCUCGUCGGAAGCAACAAGCCAGCCAUCAGUCAUUAUCAGAUCCUGAAACAUCUGAAACUGAAUGGUCAGGUGGACGAUCGAGUGCCCAAUCGGAAGAUAGUGACAGUGUUUUUUCUGACUCGACACAUGAAGGAAGUAUGUUUCCAAAAGUGGCACCGAAGAUAAAGCAACGAAAAAUAAACAAUCAAGAAAUUGUGGAACAACAGCAAAUGCUUCAAGAACUGCAACAACAAGGAAUGGAAUUUCAACAGGACGAUAGCGAGAAUCUUAUGGAAGAAAAAGAAAAAUUUGCAAAUAAUGUUAUGCCGAGAGAUAAGAGUGAUGACAUAGAGUUUCAUUUUGCUCGUGUAAGUCAAUUGCAAAAAGAACACAUAACUGAAUUGGAAAAGUUAGAUAUUGAUACUGAUAUUUCAAAUAUAGAUCCAUUUGAAGAAGAUUCAAAAGAAGGUAAUCGUUCACCCUCAUCACUAUUCGCAACGGUCGGAGAUGUUAAAAAAGCAGCUAGUAUAUCAGAAGAUGGGUCAAAUGAAAACAAUUCAUCCUACAAUGGAAGUUCACAAGAAUUCGCUGUUUCUAGGGCUUUAGGCAAAUAUCGGCUGCGUAAAUCUUCAUCUGUAUCUGAUGACCAAAUGUCUGACACAUCACCGCCAAAACUGGAAAGUAAUAUAACUGAAGAAACCACAACUGAAAUUACGAAUGUUAAAAGUAGAAGACCGUCAAAAACAAGUCCACCGGAAAUUAUAAGCAGUUCAGUACCAGAGGACACUGCAACAAUUUCGGAGCGGAGUCCUUCUAUUCAGAGCGUACGAGGUUUACCUAUGAAAUUCCAGCCAAGACAUCAACAAAGUUUAGAGAUACCCAACAAACAUGAUGAUGAUGAUAGCAAAAGUACACACUCAUGGAGAAGUGGAUCAAGGGUUUCAUCCAGGCGCCAAAGUACCGAAGAUAGUAUUGAUUCAGAGGACGAAUGGUAUUGUUAUGAAUUAAGAAAACUGGAAGAAAUGGAACAACAGUCUCAAAUUGAACAAGAAAGAGAGAAAACACUCGCAGAAGAGCCUGAAUUUGAGGACGAAAUAGCUACCGAGCCAAAUGAAUUUUUGAAGGAGAAAAUGUCAUAUGUUUUAAGAGAAUUAAAACUUAAAACUGCUUCAAUCAAAGUGAAAUGUGAUGAGGCUCCAACUCAGGAGGUUUGGAAAGAUGUUACUACAUUUCCUGUUAUUGAUGAAAAUGCCCAUGAAAGUGCUGCAGAGGUCGAAAGUGAUGAAGAUAAAUCUUACGCUGACUCUGGUUCGGGAGAAACUUCUGGACCUGAUAGUCCAGUUCAAAGUGGAGAUGAAUAUGAAGAAGAUUAUGACAUGCCAGAAAUAAGCAAGGAACCCACUCCAACAAAUAAGCACGCUCCAACGCAACAGGACGCUCCGGUUGGCAGCAAGUGGAAAUUAUUAAAAGCAUUAAAAGAUCGAAAGGCUGAAGAAAAAACAACCGAAACGCCAGCUGCAACAACUCCAUCUACUGAAAAGGAUAAAGUCAGUGCUGGUAAUGGCACUGGAGGUUUCAACGAGCAAGGUGGUCGCGGCAAUGGGCAUCCCGGAGAUAAUCCCUUUUAUAGUAACAUCGACAGUAUGCCCGAUAUACGACCGAGAAGAAAAUCAAUACCUCUUGUCUCUGAACUUGUUCUCAAGACUAUGGCAGCUACGAAACGGAAUGCUGGAUUGACAUCUGCUGUACAUCGCGCUACGUUGAAUGAUGAGGAAUUGAAAAUGCACGUUUACAAGAAAACUUUACAAGCACUUAUCUAUCCUAUAUCGUCGACAACUCCUCACAACUUUGUCCUAUGGACCGCCACCUCGCCCACUUACUGUUAUGAAUGCGAAGGAUUACUCUGGGGUAUAGCCAGGCAAGGAGUUAGGUGCACAGAAUGUGGAGUGAAGUGCCACGAAAAAUGCAAAGAUUUGCUUAAUGCCGACUGUCUACAGAUGUGUUUCGCAGGGGCUGCUGAGAAGUCUUCAAAACAUGGUGCUGAAGAUAAGGCAAACUCAAUUAUAACAGCAAUGAAGGAAAGAAUGAAGCAGCGCGAACGUGACAAACCAGAAAUAUUCGAGCUAAUCAGACGCGUGUUCAGCAUUGAAACCGAGGGACAUUCCGCACAUAUGAGCACCGUGAAGCAGUCCGUCCUCGAUGGAACUUCGAAAUGGAGUGCGAAGAUCGCCAUCACAGGUUGGAAGAUGCGGACUUUUAACGUCGACCCCGACACUCACAUAGACAGCCUCGAACAGGCCGAGCAAAUCACUAUUGAAGGGACUUCGAAAUGGUCCUGCAAAAUCGCCAUUACAGUUAUCUGCGCACAAGGCUUGAUAGCCAAGGAUAAAAGUGGCACCUCUGACCCGUACGUAACCGUCCAAGUAAGCAAAGUCAAGAAAAGAACUAGAACCAUGCCUCAAGAGCUUAACCCUGUGUGGAAUGAAAAGUUCUACUUCGAAUGUCACAAUUCCUCCGAUCGGAUAAAAGUCCGAGUUUGGGAUGAGGACAAUGACCUAAAGUCUAAACUACGCCAGAAGUUGACGAGAGAGUCCGACGACUUUUUGGGGCAAACUAUAAUUGAGGUUCGAACAUUGUCAGGUGAAAUGGAUGUCUGGUACAAUCUGGAAAAGAGAACUGAUAAGUCUGCUGUGUCAGGAGCCAUUAGACUGCAUAUCAAUGUAGAAAUAAAAGGAGAGGAGAAGGUGGCACCCUAUCAUGUGCAGUAUACUUGUCUUCACGAGAACCUGUUCCACUAUCUUUGUGAAGAAAACGGAGGUGCUGUGACUUUACCCGCUGCGAGAGGUGAUGAUGCUUGGAAGAUAUACUUCAACGAAAUACCCGAGGAAAUUGUGGACGAGUUUGCUAUGAGAUAUGGUAUUGAGGCGAUCUAUCAAGCCAUGACUCAUUUCCACUGUCUCUCUACAAAGUACCUGUGUGCUGGAGUACCGGCCGUGAUGUCAACACUUUUAGCUAAUAUCAACGCAUACUACGCUCAUACCACGGCUUCAUCUGCGGUCUCCGCUUCAGAUAGAUUCGCCGCUUCUAACUUCGGGAAAGAAAAGUUUGUCAAGCUCCUGGAUCAGUUGCACAAUUCCCUUCGCAUCGAUCUUUCUAUGUAUAGAAAUAACUUUCCCGCUUCGAGCGCUGAGAAGCUUAUGGAUCUUAAGUCGACUGUGGAUCUACUUACUAGCAUCACGUUCUUUAGGAUGAAGGUACAAGAACUCAGCAGUCCACCUCGCGCCAGUACAGUCGUCAAGGAUUGCGUGAAGGCUUGUCUUAGAUCAACAUAUCAAUUCCUAUUUGAAAACUGUUAUGAACUUUACAACAGAGAAUUUCAGGUGGAUCCCAACGAAGCUAAACGAGAUCCGUCCGAUCAUGGGCCUCAAUUGGAUUCAGUAGACUUCUGGCAUAAGCUAAUAGCACUUAUCGUGUCAGUCAUAGAGGAGGAUAGAAACAGCUACGCUCCAGUGCUGAACCAAUUCCCUCAAGAACUGAACAUCGGACAGUUGUCAGCAGCAACGAUGUGGUCACUAUUCGCUGUGGAUAUGAAAUAUGCACUUGAGGAACACGAACAGCAUCGGCUCUGCAAGUCUUCCGCUUAUAUGAAUUUACAUUUCAAGGUUAAGUGGCUUCAUACUAACUAUGUGAAAGACGUACCUCCAUACUGUGGCGCAGUGCCGGAGUACCCAGCUUGGUUCGAACCCUUCGUUAUGCAGUGGCUCAAUGAAAACGAUGAUGUCUCUUUGGAGUAUCUCAACGGUGCUUUCAAUAGAGAUAAACGGGACGGGUUCCAAAAAUCAAGUGAACACGCCCUGUUCAGUAACUCAGUUGUCGAUGUGUUCACUCAACUAACGCAAUGCUUCGAUGUGGUAUCAAAACUUGAAUGCCCAGAUCCUGAGAUCUUGAAGCGUUAUAUGAAAAGAUUUGCAAAGACAAUUGUCAAAGUUUUGGUUGCGUAUGCUGAUAUCGUUAAAAAGGAAUUCCCUGAGCAUUUGAAAGAAGAAAGAGUGGCUUGUAUUCUUAUGAACAACAUUCAACAACUGAGAGUUCAAUUAGAGAAAAUGUUUGAAGCGAUGGGCGGAACUAAUCUGGAACGUGAUGCAGCCGAUAUCCUCAAUGACUUGCAAGCAAGCCUGAAUAGCACUUUGGAUGAGCUAGCUUCAAUGUUUGCUAACAGUUUGGAAACCCGCAUUACGGCAAGUGUUAAGGAACUGGGUGAGUUACUUCAGAAAGUUGGAGGAGGAACUACUGUACCCGGAGCCCCACCACCACCAGCUCACCACGAAGCAGACGAAGUUCUGCGACCACUUAUGGAUAUAUUGGAUGGCUCACUUACAAUGUAUGCGGAAUCGUGCGAGAAGACAGUGCUCAAGAGACUUCUAAAAGAGUUGUGGAAGAUUGUUAUGAAAAUACUUGAAAAGACUGUUGUUCUCCCUCCAAUGACUGAUAAGACGAUGAUGUUGAAGAAUCUUACAAACAAUGCGAAGAAUUUAGCUGCGAAUGCAAAGAUUGAGGAUAUGACUCAACUAUUCAAGAGCACGGUCGGUAAACAGGAUGUCAAACAUGCACUUUCAGGUGUCAUGGAUAUUUCGAAGGAACAUCUAUCAGCCGAAAAGAGUCUCACACCGAAGCAAUGUGGAGUCUUAGAUGCUGCUCUUGAUACGAUCAAGCUAUACUUCCACGCGGGUGGGAACGGUUUGAAGAAAACUUUCUUGGAGAAAAGUCCUGAGUUGCAAUCUCUGAGAUACGCUCUUAGUCUAUAUACACAGACUACUGACACUUUGAUCAGAACGUUUGUUACUAGCCAGCAAAAUCAAGACGCGGCGGUCGCUGAAGAAGGCAGUGUUGGUGAGGUAUCGCUCCAAGUAGACCUCUUCACACAUCCAGGCACUGGUGAACACAAAAUCACUGUCAAAGUGGUUGCUGCCAAUGAUCUCAAGUGGGUGAUCGCUAGUGGUAUGUUCCGUCCCUUCAUCGAGGUGAACCUGAUUGGACCUCAUCUCGCAGACAAGAAGAGGAAAUUCGCCACCAAAUCUAAGAGCAACAACUGGAGUCCAAAGUUCAAUGAGACUUUCCAUUUCAUGGUGAGUGCGACGGAGCAGUUGGAACUGUUUGAGCUUCACGUCUGCGUUAGAGAUUACUGCUUCGCGCGAGAAGACCGGCUGGUCGGAGUCGCUGUCAUGAGACUGGCGGAUAUAGCGGAACAGGGAUCAUGUGCCUGCUGGCUGCCUCUUGGCACACGAGUCAAGAUGGAUGAAACUGGAUGGACGAUACUAAGGAUCUUAUCACAGAGACACAGUGAUGAGGUCGCUAGGGAGUUCGUUAAGCUCAAAUCAGAAAUGAGAGCUGAAGCACCAACCGGUAGCCAAGGACCCUCGUGA
Messenger RNA from Danaus chrysippus (African queen), 6000 nucleotides. NCBI's taxonomy places the organism in Eukaryota, Metazoa, Arthropoda, Insecta, Lepidoptera, Nymphalidae. The record is from the annotation of a GenBank genome assembly.